AUGUUCUUCGAGUCUCAGACGGUGACCCCCGGCCUCAAGGCAGGCAAGGGGCUCACCUCGUCUUCCAAACCACAUGCCAAGUUGGAUAUCAUCGAUAUCCGCCAAGCUGCUGUCGAGCUUAACCUCAAGGAAGAGAUCCACAGAUUAUUGCGUCCUCAAGAGGGACCACGAACAAUGCCAACACUUCUGCUGUAUGACGAGAGAGGCCUCCAGAUCUUUGAACAGAUUGAGCUCACCUACUUGGAAGAGUAUUACUUGACCAACUCGGAGAUCCAAGUGCUUCGCCGCUCAGCCCACGCCAUUGCUAAAGCAAUACCCUCUGGGUCGAUGGUUGUUGAGCUAGGCUCAGGCAACCUUCGAAAGGUCCAGAUUUUGCUCGAAGCCCUAGAAGAAGCUCAUAAGGAAAUUGACUACUACGCGUUGGACCUUUCCAAGGAGGAGCUUGAGAGAACACUGGCGCAAGUACCUUCGUUCCGUUGGGUGAAGUGUCACGGCCUCUUGGGAACCUACGAUGACGGCCGUGAAUGGCUGAAGCAACCUUCGAUAUCAGCUCGACCCAAGUGUGUGAUGAGUCUGGGCUCAAGCAUCGAUCGCGAAGGUUUGACCCACCAGUUCAUCCUGAAUGGUCUCGUCCAAGCGAACAAGGUUCUAGGUAUGGAAGCUUUCAACCUAGACGACUGGCAGGUCAUCGGUGAAUAUGUCUACGAUGUUGAGGGUGGACGGCAUCAAGCGUUCUACGCUCCAAUUCGGGACGUCACCGUACUGGGCAAUUCCAUCAAGGCCCACGAGCGUGUCCAAGUUGAGCAGAGCCUGAAGUACUCGGAAGAGGGAAUGAACAGGCUUUGGACGCAUGCAGGGGUGGUUGAAACGACCCGGUGGAUGACAGAAGGCGAUGAGUAUGGACUUCAUUUAUUGACGAAGCCAACCACCAUGCCUUUCAGCCUAAACCCGGAUCAGUAUGCUGCUACUGCCCUCCCCUCUUUGGACGACUGGAAGCACUUGUGGGCCACUUGGGAUACUGUCACCAGGUGUAUGCUACCUAGCGACGAACUUUUGGACAAGCCUAUCAAGCUACGAAAUGCCUGCAUUUUCUACCUGGGGCAUAUCCCAACAUUUUUGGAUAUCCAGCUAUCCAAAACCACUAAGACCCCGCCGACCGAUCCCACGUCUUACUAUGGGAUUUUUGAGAGAGGCAUUGACCCUGACGUGGACAACCCCGAACAAUGCCACGCGCACUCGGAGGUUCCCAACGAGUGGCCUCCAACGACAGAGAUUCUAGAGUACCAGAAGGCCGUGCGUGCCCGCUUGACCAAGCUGUAUUCUGAUGGGCCAGAAAAGAUCCCUAGAGAUGUUGCUAGGGGGAUAUGGGUCGCCUUUGAGCAUGAAGUUAUGCACAUCGAAACGCUUCUCUAUAUGAUGCUACAAAGCGAUAAGACGUUGCCGCCGCCUGGCAUACCAUACCCCAAUUUCGAGGCUCUGGCUCGGGAGGCCGCCCAAAAGAGAACUGCAAAUGAAUGGUUCAAUAUCCCUGAGCAGCAGAUUGCUGUCGGUCUCGAUGAUCCGGAGGAUGACAAGGAGGCUCAAGGCCACUUUGGGUGGGAUAAUGAGAAGCCAUGUCGUCGCGUCACCAUCCCUGCAUUUCAAGCGAAAGCCCGGCCAAUCACGAAUGAAGAGUAUGCAAGAUACAUGUAUGACGCCAAGGUGGCCAAGGCUCCUACCUCCUGGACACAGGAACCCCUAAAGGAAAACGAUGGAGUGAACGGGAACGGGCACAUCAAUGGCCAGAGCAAUGGCCACAAUGAAGCCUCGAACCUGGUGCCGCUAUCGUUCUUGGAGGGCAAGGCUGUCAGAACUGUGUAUGGUCUCGUGCCCCUUGAACAUGCCUUGGAUUGGCCCGUCUACGCCUCGUACAAUGAGCUGGCUGGCUGUGCCGCAUGGAUGGGAGGAAGGAUCCCCACCUUCGAAGAGGCAAGAAGCAUAUACAGUUACGUCGACUACAUGAAGAAGGAGCAGGCAGAGCGCAAACUCGGGAAGACCGUCCCGGCAGUGAACGGACACCUAGUGAACGAUGGCGUGGAGGAAACUCCGCCAUCCAAAGGUCAGUCUGAGGCCAGCGGGGCAUCGUCUGGAAACGACGAUCUCUUCAUGGACCUCACCACUGCCAAUGUUGGUUUUACCCAUUGGCACCCCACGGCCGUGACAGCGCACGGCAAUCGCCUAGCCGGUCAGGCCGAAAUGGGAGGUGUGUGGGAAUGGACUAGUUCUCCCCUGACUAGACAUGAGGGAUUCGAGCCCAUGGCCCUUUACCCUGCUUACACUGCGGACUUCUUUGACGGAAAGCACAAUAUCGUCCUUGGUGGCUCAUGGGCGACACACCCCCGCGUCGCAGGGCGGAAGUCUUUGUAA
This is a messenger RNA of Neoarthrinium moseri, 2406 nucleotides long. RefSeq lists its product as uncharacterized. Bases 1 to 2406 code for a protein of 801 amino acids. The transcript is spliced from 9 exons. Lineage: Eukaryota; Fungi; Ascomycota; Sordariomycetes; Amphisphaeriales; Apiosporaceae. The record is from RefSeq and is a predicted model, not a curated record.